Messenger RNA from Megalops cyprinoides (Indo-Pacific tarpon), 4927 nucleotides. RefSeq names its product early growth response 3 (gene egr3). The transcript has 2 exons. The record is from RefSeq and is a predicted model, not a curated record. Gene Ontology annotation, molecular function: RNA polymerase II cis-regulatory region sequence-specific DNA binding; DNA-binding transcription factor activity, RNA polymerase II-specific. Gene Ontology annotation, biological process: regulation of transcription by RNA polymerase II. The coding region runs from base 325 to 1584 and encodes 419 amino acids. Lineage: Eukaryota; Metazoa; Chordata; Actinopteri; Elopiformes; Megalopidae.
CCGAGCUGCGCUGCACUUGUGCUACCAACACCACCGUUUCAUUGAUUCAAACACUCAGCUAAUCCCAACACGCAAACAAAUAUUUUUUCGAUAAAUUAAUUUUAAAACUAUUUCCUGUCAACAUAUCUUUCGUGAACAAGAAGGAAAAAUCAACGCUACAUUUGCCGGGAACUUCUCUUGGAUACAACAUACCUGGGAUUUUUUUUCUGUUCUCUCUCGUAGCCUUAUAGAUCUCCAUCCAUCGUGUUGUCAUUUUGAGAACUCAGUUGGUGUAUCUGUACGGAUACCAAUACGUUCCCAUUUAUGACAGACUGAAUAACUGCUAUGACAGGGAAACUAGCGGACAAGCUCCCUCUUACCAUGAGCAGUUUAAUAAACAUUCCUGAAAGCCUAUACGCUGAAGAGGACAUUCCUACGUCUAUGAACAUUUUCACCAGCACGGAUUCUAUUUCUCACUACUCUCAGAUGAACACAGACAAUAUCAUGGAUUUGGGGAUGGGCAGCGAAAAGGGCACUGCGGAGCUCCAGUACGGCUCCGGCUUCCAGCCAAACCGCAGUGGACAGACAGUGACCUACCUGGGGAAGUUCGCCUUUGACGCACCCCCCUCUGGUGGGAUAGGCGGUUCGGGCUGGUGCUCAGAUAACAACAUCAUUAGUCUAGUGAGUGCAGGCAUCCUGGGCGUCUCUCCGUCACCUGGCACCAUCACCACUCAGACCUCCUCGUCAGGGGGGAGCAUGGCUGGCCAGUCCUCAGAGAUGGAGCAAGUGUAUGGCGCACCGCUGCCUGCUUACUCCAACUGCAGCGACAUAUAUCAGGACCAAGUCGCCUUCCACCACAGCCCUGCCACCACGACCACCCCGCUCCCCUACCCUGGAACUGACUACCACACCACCUCCAAACCCUCUAUGGACAGCAGCCUCUUCUCCAUGAUCCCCGACUAUAACCUCUUCCACCACCAGGGUGAGGUUGGUGUGAUGGAGCACAAGCCUUUCCAAACCAUGGACCCCAUCCGCGUCAACCCUCCGCCCAUCACUCCCCUUGAGACCAUCCGGGCCUUCAAAGACAAGCAGCAGAUCCAUCCGAGCUUCAUCAGCGGGCAGCAGCAUGCCCCGCAGCACCAUCAGCCCCCUCAGACUCUGACCCUGAAGCCCAUCCGGCCUCGGAAGUACCCAAACCGGCCCAGCAAGACCCCCGUGCACGAGCGGCCGCACGCCUGCCCGGCUGAGAACUGUGACCGGCGCUUCUCCCGCUCAGACGAGCUGACGCGCCACCUGCGCAUCCACACGGGCCACAAGCCCUUCCAGUGCCGCAUCUGCAUGCGGUCCUUCAGCCGCAGCGACCACCUGACCACCCACAUCCGCACGCAUACGGGCGAGAAGCCCUUCUCCUGCGAGUUCUGCGGGCGCAAGUUCGCCCGCAGCGACGAGCGCAAGCGGCACGCCAAGGUGCACCUCAAGCAGAAGGACAAGAAGCUGGCGGACAAGGCGGGCGGGGCGUCCGGCAGCCACAGCUCCCCCCCCAGCUCCUGUGGCAGCGCAGGGGGCAGCAGCGGGAGCAUCAUGACUGUCACCACCUGCGCUUAGGAACCAGCCCCCGGCGUCUCCUAAGACAAGACUGGAAAAAAAGAGAGGCCUGCUUUCACAAUGAGACAAGCAUAAGACUCUCACACAAUCUCUUUCUUGCUCUCUCUCUCUCACACUCUCUAUCUCUCUGCUUUCUUAUGUUUCCAGAUGAGAAACCCUUCCCUUCAUGUUAAGAUUGACUUUUUUUUGUUUUAAGAUGGGGGAAGGGUGAGGGAGUCAGUUCCGUCUGCUCAGCACAGAGAGGCCGGAGUGCUCGGUUGCCUUUCUCCAAUCAUGGCAGCAGGUGAAGGAGCACACAAGGAUGGGCUGUCCCGGCGACCAUGGUACUUCCGCAGGGCUGUGUCAAAGUGGUGUGGGAUUUCAAGUCCAGUCUGAUUCUGGCAGCUUUUGUUUCACGUAUCCAGAAAAAUCCUCUAGGAAACCACGAUGGGGAGGGCUAUCAGUAAGGGUGGUCUGAGUUUUGGCUGAAAUAGGCAGAAUUUACAGUAUGGCUUAAGAGACAAGAUGAGCCAUUCUUGGUCUGUUAGGGUUGUUAAAUAUUUUUUGUUUGUUUGUUUGUUCAUUUGUUUUAACAGUAUAAUGGAUAGUGUUUGCUCACUGUUGAUGAUACCUUAUUUGCUGCACUUUUGGAUUGCCUAUCCUUCUGUUUAAACUGUAAUGUUUUUAACUGAACUGUUGUACAACAGAAUGUGCCAAAAAUGGAAUGUGAUGGUACUGCCAACUUGAUUUCUAAAUUGUGCCGGGAUUGAGUGAAAAUCCCAGGGAUAUAAACAUUUUAUACAUUGAUUUUAUGGCUGAUUUGUUUGCCUUCACCCUUAAAGUAUUCAAAUGCUUUUUAUGUUUCAAGUAGGCAUUAAUUGUUGAGUACCUAUCCUAGGUUAAAGAGAUGUUGAUCUAGUUUUCGGUACUGCAGACAUUCAGUUCACAAAGCAGUGUCGCCCCCAUCUACUGCUGCUCAGUAAAACUAAAAUGCCUUUUUGAGAACAAUGUGAAGCAUGCCAAUAAGGAUUCUGUCUUUCUGCUGAGGGUACAUCCCUCAAUAUCAAAAUGCUCCUCAUAUUCCCAGUUUUGAAAUGCCAUGAAGUUAGUGAUUUGACUUUCUUUACUUUUCAUAUGUUGAUAUGGCAGUUGUCAGGGCAAAACGUGUGUGCUCCAGUCUUCAGCUCACAACUGGGUCUUUGAUGUAUCAUUUCAAUAGAGGAGUUCAUUCCAUAUUUGUCCUUCAUCUUUGCUGUCUAAUUCAUAUGUUUAUGAAUAUUAAUGUGUACCAGCUAUCUCUAAGCAAAGCAAAUACAAUGAAAUAAGAUGUAUAUUAUUGAAGAUAUUAUGGUUCAUGGUUUACAUAGCUGUAUCACAAGAAAUGCAAGUUAUCCAGUCCAUGUGAGACCAACGGAGAACAGUGGGAAAGCAUAAUAUGUACACAUUUAGGAUUUAGGAUGUAUAGACAUCCUAAAUGACAUUUAGGAUGUAUAAGAUGUCCUCUUUCAGGCAAAAUUGUUGUUGUGUGUCAUCUUUUCAUAUCUGGUUUUGGUCACUUGAUCUGUAUUUUAGGUUCUACUCCUCUUGAGAACGUUUUUGAAUAUUUUGCAAAUGUCGAUGAAAUACUGUUACACAGGCAAUCUAGGACUGAUGUACACUCUUACAUACCAUAUUUAAAAUUCUGUCUGAAAAUAUAAUUUCUGCCACUGUAUUGUAAACCAACGACAUUGCUGGCUAUGACUAGAGUUGAAUUUUCAAGCCUUUAUGUGUGUUACUGCUGACUGAAGCCUGCCAGAUAUAUGCCUGCCUAUUGAGACCUUGUUCAAUGAAAACUGUUCAAAUAUUUUGCAUAGCACUCCAAGCUCUGCGAGAGCCCCAAACACAGAGAGAUGGAACUAAUUUUUAAGAGUAUUGUCACCGUUACAUUUCAUACUGGAAACAGUGUGAGAGAUUUUAAACAUCUGAGAGAUUGAGAAAUUUUGUACAGAAAUAAAUUAAGAUAUAUUACUACAACUUUUAUACCCAGAAUGUAAAAAGCGCAGUAGCUGUCUUCAGUAUUAAAUGUUGUGAGUGUGUGUGUAUGUGUGAAUAUGUAUGUAUAAUAUAUAUUAUAUAUUAUACAUAUAAAUUAUAUACGCAAGCACAACAAAAUUGACUGAAUGUUUAUACAGAGGAUUUCUUAAGAUGCUUUUUUGAUGAAGCAAAAUAUUUGUACAUACAGUACAGAAUGUUUAUGAUGAUUAGACUGUUUGCGCAGAGGACUUGGUUGUCUGUGUGCACAGCCAAUGAGAGUGGACAUUGGAGUACCGGCUGGAGGGGAGCAUUGAGACAGUGUAAUACGUGGUGCAUUUUCUUAUUUCUAAGGUUUCAAAUGUUAUAUGUGUUGUACAUACAAAAAGGGAAAAAAAAUUCCUGGAGACACACUGAAUAAGGUGUUUAUAAAAUUAAUAAAUGCAAAAAAGCCUGAAACCUGUUUUUGUGUACUUUAAUUCCAUUAUUCCUGAAGAGUAGGCCAUUCUUUCAUGGGAGUAAUAAUACGAUAGUUCUUCUACUCCUGGACAUGAUACACGUAUUAAUAUGUACGUACCCGAGGUCCUUGGCGAACGACUCUUUCAAAUUGUGAAUGGGGGUGCAUUCCAAAACAUGUUCUCAUAUAGUCUGAACAUGUGCUGAAAGGUGGAUCAUAUUGACAGCAGGCACAUAGCAAAUUCAUCUAACAGCAAUAUCUAUAACAAUAUCUAUAAUCAGUUUCCAGUUCAAGGACUUGAAGUUAUCCUCGGAAACCAGUUCUGCAUUAUCCUCAUAAAAACUAAUUUUGUGAACAAAAUAACAUUGCCAUAGUCACAGAAAUAGAAUGCCUGUUUAUCACAAGAAAUGUGCACACACCCACUGUAAAAAGGCCUGUGAAGAAUUUCUUGAGAACUGAUAGACUGAAAUUUUGCUUCAGGAAAAAAAUGGUGUUCAUGUGCCAGUUUUUGAAACCACACUACACUGUUCUCAAUGCUCCAUUAUAUCAGCGUGGCUGCUAGUGGACUUCCCUGCCCUGACUGUGCUUGUCUUUCAGUGGGGUCAAGUGUAUCUCUUACCUUUAGUCUGAUUCGCCUAUGGUUUGUGCAUUAUGUUAUGUGUCAAGUGGAGGACCAGUAUCUCAAAGAACGUUUGCCUACGAUGACGGUACUAACAAUAUUGUAGGGCAAAUAUACUAGCCAAAAUACAACAUAUUCUCAGCAGUAUGCAUCAGUCUUUUCAGAUGUUGUUUGGAAAGGAUCUGUUCUGGUGGGGAAAAAAAACUCAAAAAUACCCUCAAGUUAUAAAACAGUGCUUUUGUUUCAGAGUUUUGUUGCGGGAAGAAUGAAAGCCAUUU